Messenger RNA from Parascedosporium putredinis, 768 nucleotides. NCBI's taxonomy places the organism in Eukaryota, Fungi, Ascomycota, Sordariomycetes, Microascales, Microascaceae. The record is from the annotation of a GenBank genome assembly.
AUGGGCCGACUCGGCCGAGCCAACCUCGCAGUCGAGCGACCUCCCGACGACACAGGACUCCGCGUCCACCGCCAAGACGAAACCCCCUCCCUGACCCCGGGCAGCAGCGGCUCGACUCGAGCAUCCCGCACGACCCCGCGCCGCGUCGUCGCCCAGCCUACCCGCCUCGAGGUCGUCGAUGAUCCCCUCGGACCACUGGGCGGCGGUAGCGGCGGCAGCGAUACGGACAACGUCCUCACCCCCGGCAUCUCCGCGAGCAGCGGGCGCGGCGCGCUGGGCGAGGGCGUGCCUCCCGUCCCCCAAAAGGAGCACCAACCCCUCGCCAUGCGCACGACGAUGCAGCAGCAGAGUCAGCAGGGCCCCCUGUCGGGAGGCGGGCCCGGCGGCGCCCGAUCCGGAGGCCCGCGGGAUCCGCAUCGGAUCGACGACGAUGACGACGGCGAUGACGAUUUGCUGGGCCGGAGGUCGGGCGGUGCGAGGGCGCCACCGCCAGUGCAGGCGGCUAACCCGACGGUUCGGUCGAGCAACGCGCCGAGCGUGAGCGUUGAGCAGGCGUCCAAGCCGAGCUUCCAGAUCACCGUGGGCGACCCGCAUAAGGUGGGGGAUCUGACAUCCUCGCAUAUCGUAUACUCAGUGCGGACCAGGACCACAUCGAAAGGAUACAAGGAGCCCGAGUUCGAGGUCAAACGCCGUUAUAGGGACUUCCUGUGGCUGUACAACACUUUACACGGCAACUGCCCUGGCGUGGUUGUCCCCCGCCCCCGAUAA